Messenger RNA from Zea mays, 657 nucleotides. Lineage: Eukaryota; Viridiplantae; Streptophyta; Magnoliopsida; Poales; Poaceae. The record is from RefSeq and is a predicted model, not a curated record.
GUUGGAAUAUAAUUACUGAAAUCAGCAGGGUCUCUUGUGCAAACACCCCGUGCACAACCAAUUCCCCAUCGAGACAUCGGUCCGUCCGUACGAAUCCCUGCGCUCAACGCCGCACCGAACCUGACUCAGGCACUCACCGCUAUGGGCGGCGACCAUGGCGGUGGGCACGCCGGCGGUGACUUCCGCCAGAAGGUAUGGAGCAUGACGGGCGGACCCUACUGCCGCCCGGUCCACUGGCGCCGUAACACCGCCAUCGCCAUGUUCGGCGUCUUCCUCAUCUGCAUUCCCAUAGCCAUGAAGUCCGCCGAGCUCGAGCAACGCCCGCAUCACCCAGUCCGGCCAAUCCCAUCUCAACUGUGGUGCAAAAACUUUGGCAAGGAAUACUGAAGGACCUUCCAAGUAGCAUGAAGCGCGGACACCUUGCUUUUGCCUUCUUUUGAUUCUCUUUCUCUUUUGGCUCAAUCAUGUUAUAUGAGAAAUAAAAUAAAUAUUGGACUCAAAUAAGAAACCGGUGAUUCAAAAGCCUCUGAUGAAUUUACUUGUCCACGAAUUUUGGUUAUAUUUCUCUGCUAUUUUCUUUCUUAUUUGAUUCUCUGCUAUUUUCUCUCUUAUUUGAAACAACCAAUGACAAUGUUAUAAGUUUUGGUUAUAUUUCUA